AAAAAUAACACAUUUCUUCCGGAAUAACCCGUUUAGCAUAAAAGGGUAGUUAUUUUCGUUUUCUGGUAAGCUCCCAUUGAUUCUCUCCUUCCAAUCCAACCCUAGAAUCCAACUCCAUUAUUCUCAAGCUCCCCCAACCCAAUCAUGGAACCAACACCGGCCCCCUUCUUGCCGGAGCCACUCAUUCACAACAUCCUAGCUCAUCUUCCUCCAAAGGACGCCAUUCGAGCUUCUGCCACCUCCAAGAUAUGGCGGUUUGCCUGGCUUUCCUCUCCCUUUUUCGUCUUCGACGAAACAACACUACCCUUCAAAGACACCCAUUUCUUUGAUUACGCGGACAGGAGCUUGGGGCUCUGGCUCGAUCGCUGCCAUGCCAGGGGGGUUAACGUGGAGAAGCUAAAGCUCUGCGCCGACAUCACCGACGAGCAAUCCUUUUCUCGUUUCGUUCAGCUGGUCGCCAUGGCCACCAAGCGUGAUUUUAAGGUAAUGGAACUUCAAAGCUGCUCUGAAGAAUUCUGGGUUCUCUUUAAUUGCACUUCUUUUUGGCUACUUCUUUUUGAAGCCAAAUCGCUCGACGUUUUGUCUCUGAAAAGCUUUGGUAUUCUCAUUGCGGGUUCUUUGGUGGCGACCUCUUCUUUGAAGAAGCUUAUUGUUAGUUGUUCAUGUAUAGAUGAUAAUAGUUUAAAGAAUUUGUUAUCCUGCUUUCCUUUAUUGGAGAAUUUAGUAUUGGAUUACUGUUUUGGUUUCUCUGAGCUCCAUAUUUCGUGCCCCGAACUUAGAACACUGGAGGUGAGUUAUUACGGCCUUUCAGCUCCGAAUGUGGUGAUCAAAGCUGAAAAGCUCGAGUCUUUUAUUUAUACCAGGGCUUUAAACUCUCCUGGAAGUAUUAGCUUUUUAAGUUGUAGAUUACUAAAAAGUUUGCAAAUUGAACGUGCGGAUUUCGGUCAGCCUGAUGCCAUUGAAGAUUAUAUCAAGCAAAUUCCUUUGCUUGAGAAUCUGGCAUUACUGGAUUGUGGAUUGACUGGGACUGGGAGUUUUCUGCUCUCUCACUCAAAUCUCAAGAGUUUGAGGAUUCAAUGUUGCUGGGGGUUGUUGAAGGCUGAGAUCAACACCCCUAAUCUUUGUUAUUUCAGAUAUUGCGGGACCAUUUUUCAGUUGACAACGUUUAGAUACUCUUGUUCUGGAUUGCUUAAGGCUGAAAUUGAAUUGACCACGGGUUCUAUGGAGCGAACCGAAUGGUUUUGGUUCAUUAAGCUGAGAAAUUUCCUCCAAAUCUUCAGCAGAUGCAAAGCAUUGAAGGUGCAUUGUUACAUACAGGGAUUUACGGAAGAACACAGGGAUUAUAAUUUGCUUCCUGAUCCUUUGUACGAGGCAAAACAUUUGAAUAUUACGAAUCGGAAGCUUCCAAUAGCAGAUUACGCUUGUUUUCUGGGUGCAAUGAUAAAGCUUUUUCCUUGUGUAGAAACCCUAUUUCUUAAGACAGGGUAUGCUAAAAUCUUCAUUGAGUUUAGUGAAGAUGGAUCUUUCUCUUUGAACUGGCGAGAAACUAUCAACAUUUCUGAUAGUGAUGAGUAUGACAGAAUAUUUCAGUCUAUCAGUGUGGUCAUUGAUGAUAUAGUAGAGUGGCUUAAUUGGACGGAGGAAGAUACCCCUAUUCGAAAAGAAGAUCUGCAUCAGCAAACUCUGGCAGAACAUAAGAUUCAAUCAGCAUCUGGCCCUUUGAACAUGCAACUUGCUCAAGUACCAAAGAUGUUACCAGUGCUUAGGCAAGAGUGGGCUCCAAAGGCUUUUCUCAUUUCAUUCAAGCUAGAGACAGAUUCAAAGAUUCUUUUGAAGAAGGUAGCUGGAGCUCGUGAAAUAUACAAGAUGAAUAUGGUGGUAGCAAACGAGCUGGUAACUCACAACAAGCAGUGAAAAUAUUAGAGUUAGCAGAGACAAGAACUUGGGUGUUGAUAAUGUGGAAGAUCCUCUAAUUUAAUUCUUGUUGAAAGACAUUCAAGCCCAUAUUAACACCAUAUUAUACUCGUUAGUUAAGAAGUUGAACAUUUUUUGAAAGAUUAUGAAUGGUAAAGAUAGAUCAACACUGUACUAAGUAUUUGUUUAUGAUGAUUUUAUGCACAGUGCAAGUUUGUAGAACUUUUGAAUCAUUGGAUCUCUGUGCAGAUUUUAUAUUAGAUGUUAGUAAAUUUUCUCGCCAUUUUGGUGCUUAAAUUUUAA
Messenger RNA from Humulus lupulus (European hop), 2217 nucleotides. RefSeq lists its product as uncharacterized. The transcript has 6 exons. Gene Ontology annotation, molecular function: protein binding. The coding region runs from base 145 to 1914 and encodes 589 amino acids. The record is from RefSeq and is a predicted model, not a curated record. NCBI's taxonomy places the organism in Eukaryota, Viridiplantae, Streptophyta, Magnoliopsida, Rosales, Cannabaceae.